Messenger RNA from Penicillium verhagenii, 285 nucleotides. RefSeq lists its product as uncharacterized. The record is from RefSeq and is a predicted model, not a curated record. Lineage: Eukaryota; Fungi; Ascomycota; Eurotiomycetes; Eurotiales; Aspergillaceae. The coding region runs from base 1 to 285 and encodes 94 amino acids. The transcript has 3 exons.
AUGGCAAAAGAAAAGAAGAAGAAUUCGCGGUCUGGGACUGCCCACCGAACGAUACAAGGCGACCAGCAAUACCGCCUUGACCGGCAAUGCGUGACAAGCAUGAAGCCCCGGUACCAUAACCCGCAGGUUCAGGACCGGGCGACGGACACCAUCUCCGUCGCCUGCGUGCCGGUCAAGGACCCCUGGGACGCGGGUAAAAUCGAGGAAGAGCUCAAGGCCAACAUCGACCUCAAAGGCUACCGCUCAGUACCGGCUGAGCUUAAGCCAGUCGCUGUGGGUGCCUGA